AUGGCCAAGAUUAGGAGACUCUUAGAGACUCCAGAGACUCUUAGCACAGAACUCACUGCCUGGGGACUGAGACAGCAGAGAUGGGCUCCAAGCUCCUCAGCUGAGGCUGCCAGCUAUACCAGCCUUCCAGUCCCAGAUCUGCGGUACCAUCCUUCCGGGUCCCAGGUCUGCGAGCAACUGUACGGACUCCACAGGGCCUCCCAGCCAGUGACUGCAUACACUGCCCAAUCCCUCAGUGGCGGACAGCAGACUGUACAGCCACCAAAGUUGCCAGACCGGCCAAACCACCCAGGUACAGCAGGCCCAUUGGGCCACCUAGGUCUGUGGAUCACUGUUGUGGUUCCGCAGGAUUUCCCACCAGGCACCUGGACCAUCCUACCAGUUCUGUGGCUGCAGCUGGACUCUCAAACCAUCCGCAGACAUGAUGACAUCAGUCUACCUCCCCAAGAGCGGUUCCAGAUCUUAAGCGCUCUAGGGCAGGACAUCAAAAUCAACAAAAAAUUUUCCAAGGCUUCUUACAUGAGCCUGAGAGAUGACUUCUUCCAAAUGGCAGCUGACCUGGAUGAAUGUGGAAAAGAAGAAGGAGCCUUUGUUCUUUAUCAUAAAUUCCUCACAUUAUAUUUGGAAAAACUGAACAUUGGCCCAAAACUCCGAAAAAAAAAUGCCCGUGAAAGAUCGAACUUCAUCAAGAUCAUAAACAAUGUUUUUGAAAGGGCCGAGACUCUAAAAAGGAAACUACUAAAUAAAUAUAAGCUUGAAUACGAAAAAUACCUGAUGGAGAUGAAGGAGAAAGAAGAGGAAGCAGCAGAGCGAGCAGCCUUCUGGGAGGACGUAAGAGAAAUUUUAAAAACAUCAGGAUGUUCCAGCUGGCGCUCUGUACCGCUUGAUCCAUUGUAUGGAUCUAAAGAAAACAAAAGUGGCACAACAUUAACAGCAAAGGAAGCUCAACCUUCCUCAGUACCGACUGAAACCUCCAGCCCAACACAGCACCGUUCAGUAGAGGAGAACGCGAAGGUCUGUACCCCAAGGGCAUCAACACCUGCCAAGCAGCCUGGGGAAAAUAACUCGGAGAAAAGCACAGAAAACAAAAGUGGAGAAGCAGGACCUGCCAUAACGUUAAUAGGAAAGGAAGCUCAACUUUCCUCAGCACCAACUGAAACCUCCAGCCCACCACCACAGUGUGCAGUAGGGGAGAAUACCAAGACCGUCUCCCCAAGCACAUCAAUAUCUUCCAAACAGCCUGGGGAAAAUGGCCCAGAGGAAAGCACAGUUCAGAAAGUCAGAGGCCUACAUUCUGUAAUCAUUCCUCACGAUUUAUGUGAGAAAUUUCUGAAAGCUGCAAGGAAGAACACGAAGAAGAAAAUUGAGACCUGUGGUGUUCUGUGCGGAUCCAUGAUUGGAGAGGAGUACAAGAUCACUCAUAUAGUCCUACCACUCCAAGAAGGAGGCCCGGACUAUUGUUAUGCCACCAACGAAGAGGAGCUGUUUUUCAUUCAAGAGGAACUGGGGCUUCUCACCUUAGGGUGGAUUCAUACCCAUCCAACACAGACAGCAUUCUUGUCCAGUGUGGAUCUACACACUCACUUUGGCUACCAGCAGAUGCUUCCCGAGUCCAUCGCAGUGGUGUGUGCUCCCAAAUACAAAGAAACUGGAAUUUUCUCACUGACACCUACUGGGAUGCAAGAAAUUUCCUGCUGCUCCAAGAGGGGGUUCCAUCCUCAUAGAGAGGAUACUCCUCUCUUCUGUGACUGUGACCAUGUUACCAUCCAGAACACCAAAGUGACAGUCACUGAUUUACGAUAA
This is a messenger RNA of Meriones unguiculatus (Mongolian gerbil), 1803 nucleotides long. Its product is annotated as STAM-binding protein-like. NCBI's taxonomy places the organism in Eukaryota, Metazoa, Chordata, Mammalia, Rodentia, Muridae. Gene Ontology annotation, cellular component: endosome; membrane. The transcript has 12 exons. Gene Ontology annotation, molecular function: protein binding; metal-dependent deubiquitinase activity; K63-linked deubiquitinase activity. Gene Ontology annotation, biological process: protein K63-linked deubiquitination. Bases 1 to 1803 code for a protein of 600 amino acids. The record is from RefSeq and is a predicted model, not a curated record.